GUGACGCGAUGUUUACGAUCCUGAUGGUGGACGGCUGAUGCUAAGUAUCGAGGAAGAGAAAGCUGCAUUUACAGCACAUAUUACGACCACUUCACUCACUAAUGGCCUCUCAGAUCCCCAUUACCGUUCGGGCUCCGCCUGCAGCCGCCAGCUCCGCCGCUCUCCGGGGGAAGAAACGUCCCGGUAGUCCGGCGGUUUGUGCCGCUCCGCCGGCUACCGGGAGCAGCAACAGCGGCAAGAAGAAGAAAGGACAGCCGACAGCGACACAGACAACACCGGCACAGAUAACAGGAGUGGAGGCGGUGGCUGAGGUGAAAGCGGUGGGAACAGCUGACAGCGCUGCGACUGCCACCACAGAGUCCACAGCAAAGCCUCCACCAUUCAAAGACCCCACAUUUAUGCAUUCGGGGAUUGGUGGAGCAGCAGCAGGUAAAAAGAACAGGACCUGGAAGAAUCUCAAACAGAUUCUGGCUUUGGAGCGGACUUUACCCUGGAAGCUCAAUGACCCCAACUACUACAACAUUGAUGCCCUUCCCUCCUUGAAGCCAACCAAGAAAUACUCUGACAUUUCUGGACUCCCUGCAAACUACACGGACCCUCAGACAAAGCUACGCUUCACAUCCUCUGAGGAGUUCUCCUACAUCCGCCUCCUCCCCACUGAUGUUGUUACUGGCUACCUUGCCCUUCGAAAGGCAACUUGCAUCGUACCCUGACAGCAAGGCUUGAAACCUGAAACAGGUUCAAACCAGAACUGAACUCAGUGUAGGAAUGCGUUGGGUCUGCCAGGAGACGCAGAGCACAGGCUGCUCACAGAGAGGCAACACAUUUGUGAACGCCAGUGAAGAGACAACAGCUGGAGCUGUUGGCCGGGCUCUGCUAAACAUUUGCUUUGCUGUCUUUAAGAAGACAAUCUGAGUCAACUAGUCUCAGAUUUUUUACUAUGUACAACUUAUAUCAAAGAGUCUUCAUUCAAAAGUCAGCAAUAAGAUAUUCUUUUGCUUAUUUGUUCAAAUACAUUUCUCAGUAUCCUUGAUGACAUUUUUCCAUUAAGUGUGCCUAUAAACUCUGGGGAAUGUUUGGCAACUUGACAUGGAUGUGCUCCUGCUAAAUCCUCUGGGGAACAUACAGUUGUUUGUCAACUGUUCAAUACAGGCAUUGCUGCUAGGAUGCCCCCUUGUGGUCUUACAUCUGUUUCCAAUGGUGUAAAUAAGAGAAGUUGUGGAUAAAAUGUUAGUGCUGUUGAAGUGAGUUUGUCCAUUUCAGUCAGUUUCUUUUAAUAAGGAGCCCAUUAAAGCUAACUUUAACUUGGUAUUAAACUCUCAUUUUCUGUUCUUUCUCAUAUGUUGUUUUAUAUAAACAUACAGUUUCUCAGUUGAAAGUGAAGUCAGAAACAAAAUUGCUGGCUGAAUAUGUAAUUACACUUGUUGGACAUUGACAUUAAAAACCCCUUUUGACAACAAGUACAACAAAUAUCCUCACCUGCUACUGUACUUAGCUGUUUUCGGAUCUUCUGUUAUAUGCAGUAGCCUUUAUAUGUAAGCUGUGCAAAUGUAACACCAAGCAGACUUUCACAUGUGUCAGAAUUUGAUCCACAUGGUUUUAAUUCCACAGCUGCCUUUGAUAUAUGAUUUACUCUCUGAUUGGUAGAGGGAGGAUGUCUCAUUAAUCACACAUGACGGGCAUCCAGGAUCAGUUCCAUGGUAUAUUUUAUGCUAUUUUUUUCACAAACUUGAUAAAUGAGGACCAGCGUAUUUCUCAUGUGAAUGAUUCCCAUUAUGCAGAAACUAAGAAUACUGCCACCAGAACAGUCAAUGAGGAUCACGAGCUUGUGAAAAUUACAAAAGCUCUAAUGAGUAAUAAUCAAACCUGCAACCUCCGCAAGUCCUUACCUGUCGAGAUGGGAAGAUACACGUGCCAUUCUUCAGCUUCUGCAUGUCUUUCUUGAUGUGCUGUAAACACACACUGCCCAGUAUUCUCUGUUAGCAAUAGGUCAGCUGUGUGUGUUACCCUUUAAGGAUACUGAAGUGGUCUUAUUAGCAACAAAUCUGGAAGAAUCUGAAUACGGCAACAAUAAAUUGAUCCUACAGAAUAAGUACUAAUUACUCCCUGUGCUGCUUUAGACUUGUAUACUGUACAGGGUAUUUCUAUGUGCCAUGAGAUCCCAUUUCCCAAAAGCUAUGAAAACCCUUAAAUGAAUGACACUGUUGCACUGGGUGGCAGAAAUACAUAAGUAUUAGUAUUUUCAGCAAAUGACCAGUCUUCCUCUGAGUGUUAACUUCUCCCAACCCUGGACUUUAGGGAAGCUGAUGGAGGCAGUAUAGUAUAUCUAUGAGAGUCAGACUAGCAUUUCCAUUCCUGCUGUGGCAUCAAAACCUCAACAUAGUGAUUAAUGAACGGUGCCAAGGCUUUCUGCUACCCAAGCACAC
Molecule: messenger RNA, 2426 nt
Organism: Morone saxatilis (striped sea-bass)
Lineage: Eukaryota; Metazoa; Chordata; Actinopteri; Moronidae
Gene: ino80c
Product: INO80 complex subunit C
Exons: 5
Coding region: 102-713 (203 amino acids)
Biological process (GO): chromatin remodeling
Cellular component (GO): Ino80 complex
Source: RefSeq, a predicted model, not a curated record